Molecule: messenger RNA, 2339 nt
Organism: Mauremys mutica (yellowpond turtle)
Lineage: Eukaryota; Metazoa; Chordata; Testudines; Geoemydidae
Gene: GLA
Product: galactosidase alpha
Exons: 7
Coding region: 60-1373 (437 amino acids)
Biological process (GO): glycoside catabolic process; glycosylceramide catabolic process; oligosaccharide metabolic process
Cellular component (GO): cytoplasm
Molecular function (GO): alpha-galactosidase activity
Source: RefSeq, a predicted model, not a curated record
GUCCGGGGUUAGGUUGGCAGGCCAGCGCGCGUUGAGAUAAGUGACUGUCCCCGCGGCAGAUGGGCACGGCGGUAGGAAGCUGGCGGCCGGCUAUGCUGGCCUGGGUCCUGGUCCUGGUCCUGCUGGCCGGGGCCGGGGCGCUGGAGAAUGGGCUGGCCCGGACCCCCACCAUGGGCUGGCUGCACUGGGAGCGCUUCAUGUGCACCACCGACUGCGCCCGCGAGCCGCUCUCCUGCGUCAGUGAGCAGCUGUUUAUGCAGAUGGCUGACUUGAUGGUGUCAGAUGGCUGGAAGGAUGUAGGCUAUGAGUAUGUCUGUAUUGAUGACUGCUGGAUGUCUCUGACCCGAGAUGAUCAGGACAGGCUCCAACCUGACCCAGAACGCUUCCCCAGUGGGAUCCGCAAACUGGCCGACUAUGUCCAUUCCAAAGGGCUGAAGCUGGGGAUUUAUGGGGAUGUUGGAAACAAAACCUGCGCUGGCUUCCCUGGCAGUUAUGGCUACUAUGACCUUGAUGCCCAAACCUUUGCUAACUGGGGUGUGGACCUGCUGAAGUUCGAUGGCUGUAACUACGGCACACAGGACCAGCUGGCAGAAGGUUACAGGAACAUGUCUCUGGCCCUGAAUAAGACUGGCAGAAGCAUUGUGUACUCUUGUGAAUGGCCUCUCUACAUGAGACCCAUGCAGAAGCCCAAUUACACAGAAAUCAAACACUACUGCAAUCACUGGAGGAACUUUGCUGACAUCUAUGAUGCCUGGAACAGUGUUAAGAAUACCCUGGAGUGGACGGCUUUACACCAAGACAGCAUUGUGGAUGUUGCUGGGCCAGGGGGCUGGAAUGACCCUGACAUGCUGGUGAUUGGCAACUUUGGAUUGAGCUGGGACCAGCAGGUGACUCAGAUGGCGCUGUGGGCUAUCAUGGCAGCUCCACUGCUCAUGUCCAAUGAUCUACGUCAUAUCAGCCCCCAGGCCAAGUGGCUGCUCCAGAACAAAGAUGUGAUUGCCAUCAACCAGGACCCACUGGGCAAGCAAGGAUACUGUAUCACCAAGGAUAACAACUUUGAGCUCUGGGAGCGGCCUCUGUCAAGGGGUUCCUAUGCUGUGGCUGUGAUGAAUCGACAGGAGAUUGGAGGACCCCGGAUCUUCAGCUUCUCUACCUCUUUCCUUGGCAAUGGCCUGGCAUGCAACCCUGCAUGCUCCAUCCAGCAGAUCCUCCCCACCAGUGAGGACUGGGGACUACACGACUGGGUCUCAUUCUUGAACACUGAGGUGAACCCAACGGGUACUGUGCUGCUGAAGGUGGUGGUGAUCGGGGAGUCCCCAGCUGAGAAGCCUGUCAUGAACAUCAACAAAAAGCCAUCUCCAGAUAUCUUAUAAUGUAAUGGUGACCUAAUUCCCCAGGCAACAGAGCUCCCUUGCUCCAAUCCUGCCCCUCCACAUCCAUGGGCAAUAAGUGCUGAAGAUCCCAUCAGUGAUGGGUGAACUUUAACCCUAAUCCAGCAAAAAGUACUGUAAUCUCUCUCCAUCCUUGUGUUGCAAUUACUGGGGAGAGGGUGCCUUUUACUUGUCCCUGCUAGAUCUAUCAGUCCUGCUCAAUGUAGCAUGUGACCUAACCUUCCUUUCUCUGGGGGCUAAAGGAUUGAGUCGGUCAGUUAGACUGGAUCAGCCUUCUGUAAAGACCUAACAGCCUUGGUAACAGGUGAGAAAACACAGAGCAAGCACAUACCAUGUUAGUGAGGUUCUUCAGUGGUGCCAGGACUCAGGGGAAGAGUGCUCCCCUCCUGCCUUAACAGCUUCCUCUCAGGCCUGUGUGACUGAUGUACACCAGCUGCAAGAAAACACACACUCCACCUUCAAACCCCCACCUGAAGUCAGUCACCCCCUACCCUUUUGCCUAAGGCUGCUCUCACCUUGCUGUGAUGACUGGGUCUUAAGCCAGUACUUUUUAAGGCUAUCGCUUUCUUGCUGGCUGUCUCCCUUUAAUUUGAGAAAAGGGCACUACAUCCCUGUAGUCAUAUCUCCCACUCAUGUGGCUUUCACUUUGUUCUAGGGGUUUUUUUUAAAUCCAUAUUUCUUCGGGGGAGGGCAGUCACCCAGCUGCCUUCAGCAGCUUACUGAUUGUCUUGGUGCCAGCAGCUGUAUGUUCCACUGCUGGCUCUGGAUUUUGGACUAAAGAAAUAGUUUUUGGUGCACGGGGAUUAAUCAUUAGGAACCCAGAGCUUGAGGAUGGUGUGUUAAAGGGGUAUCUCCCCUACCCACUGAUUUUGACUGGUGCGUUCUCCUUUCCUCCAGCAUCUCCUUCCUGUGUGGUAUAAUCUACCUUAAUAAAUACUAGAGGGGGUU